Messenger RNA from Nanorana parkeri, 759 nucleotides. RefSeq names its product GS homeobox 1 (gene GSX1). The coding region runs from base 22 to 759 and encodes 245 amino acids. Gene Ontology annotation, biological process: regulation of DNA-templated transcription. Gene Ontology annotation, cellular component: nucleus. Lineage: Eukaryota; Metazoa; Chordata; Amphibia; Anura; Dicroglossidae. The transcript is spliced from 2 exons. Gene Ontology annotation, molecular function: DNA-binding transcription factor activity, RNA polymerase II-specific; sequence-specific double-stranded DNA binding. The record is from RefSeq and is a predicted model, not a curated record.
GAGCCUGCACAGCCUGCACCCAUGCCUCGCUCCUUCCUAGUAGAUUCCCUCAUCCUAAGGGAAUCCAAUGAGAAGAAGGAUGAAAACAGCCCCCCUCUGUUCCCCUAUGCCGUGCACCCCUCUCACCCCUUGCAUGGACUGUCUGCUGGCUCCUGCCAUUCUCGGAAAUCAGGACUGCUGUGCGUGUGCCCAAUGUGUGUGGCAACCUCCCAGCUCCAUGCCCCUCCACCUGGCAUCCCGCUGCUCAAGGCAUCGUUCUCUUCCUUCAGCUCCCAGUAUUGCCCAUCGGGUUUGGGCAGGCAGCAUUCGGGAUCCUCACCCCUCAACCUGAGCCAUGGUCCAGCCAUUUACCAGGCGGCGUACCCGAUGCCAGAUCCCCGGCAGUUUCACUGCAUCUCUGUCGACACAUCUUCCAGCCAGCUGCCCAGCAGUAAGAGAAUGCGCACAGCUUUCACCAGCACCCAACUCCUGGAACUGGAGAGAGAGUUCGCCUCCAACAUGUACCUGUCCAGGCUCAGGCGCAUAGAGAUCGCUACCUACCUCAACCUGUCCGAGAAGCAGGUGAAGAUCUGGUUCCAGAACAGAAGGGUCAAGCACAAGAAAGAAGGGAAGGGCAGCUCCCAUCGGGGCAGUCCUCACAACUGCAAAUGUUCGUCAUUUCCAUCCACUAAGUGUCUGGAGGAUGAGGAAGAUGAUGAUUCGGUCAUGUCACCUUCUUCUUCAGAAAAGGAGGACAGGGACCUUUCCCCGAGCCCAUAA